AGCCUAUGGAAAGGGCAUACAAAACAGCGUAAUGAAGGGAUGAGAAGAUACGGUAACCACAGCUAUAUUAUAUGGUGUUGCUGUUUUAGCGGAUCUUUGUGAGAAUGUAGCAUCCCGUGGUAUUGAGCGACAGACUCUCAGCCAGCGGAAGCGUUAUAAGAAGGAUGACCUUGACCCUGCCUCAGUGGUUCUUAAGGUCAACAUCUCACGCUUCUCUCGUCUGUAACAAAACAAGAGUGGUAUAUUUGUGCCAAGACCUCGACAGAUCCACUCGCAUUAUAGUACGAGGAGUAGAGGGAAAGGGUACGAUUAAUUGAAUCAGCAGAUCGUAACAAAAACCAUUAAAUGGAAAACCAGCGAGACAAGGAGGGCAUCCCAGGGCAUUACGACCAUGUGUAUUCUCGAUACAACACUGAAUGUCGUUUAGGAUUACUGCGUUCCGUUAAUCUUGAGUGUCGGCUGUGGUCAGGCUAUUAUUAGCUCAACGUGUGAAUAAUCUUGGCUGCGUUACAGUCCCGCCAAGAUAGCUCAUAUGCGUAUCCGAAAAUAUGGAACGGAUGUUGAAAGGGAUUAACAGUAACUGAGUUACAGAAAGCGGUUACAGAUGUCACUGCUGCCUGCUCUCGGGUGUCAGCUAUGCGGAUAAGCUUUUCUUGCCGAUCAAGUGUAUAUAAUCCAAUGAUUUGCUGUUGGACGGUAGAACAUAAAUCCAACAUAUAUUUAGACUUCGUCAUAAGCAAGUGCGACCAAUUAUAAUCACCAUGCUGUGACCUACUUCUGUGUACAAGCACCAGGGCCUCGGUGAACUGGAAAUUAUUCGAUCGUAACAUUCUGCUGGCGUAACGCUGUUCCGUCGAUCAGCUCAUGGGACCCGUGACAUAGAUUUGCGCGAGGACAGCUGAUCACUGGAGACGGUCACUGCACAGUCGCUGCUGUGUCUAGAGAAAAGAAUCCCAAUAAUCUAGCGGAGCUUGAAGUCUGAAGUUCAGAACCACGAUGGACAGUGGUCAGCCCAGCCUGGACACGGUCCUAAUUACCCUCGGGAGUAAAGGACGCUACCACACAGUACAGUUCUGUCUUCUCUGCUCCCUCAUCGUUAGCUCCAACUUCAGCAUAAUGAACUUCAUAUUUGUCGCCAGAGACGUUCCCCAUGAGUGUUCUCCACCAUCGCUGUCCACUGCUAUAUACAGUGCUGAAAGGUACAGCAACGUAACCGCUGCAUAUAUCAACGCUGUCAGCAAUGAUACAACCAUCUACGAAGAAUGUAGAAUUAUCUCCCCCUGGCAACUCUUCCGCCAUGAGCCCAUGUACAAAUGGCUGGGUCUACAGCGAGCAUAAAGACGCGUCCAUUGUGUCCGAGUGGGACCUAGUCUGCGGCAAGGAAGUGUUCUCUCGCCUUAGUCAAUCUAUUUUAAUUGCGGGUCAAAUUUUCGGAGGGGUUAUCGUUACCAAGCUGGCUGACCAGUUUGGGAGGCGGAUCCCACUGAUAGUCAGUCUCAUCAUCUUGUCUGUAGUAAACCUAGCCCUGGCAUUAUCCACAGAUAUAUAUGUCUUCAUUGUGCUGAGGCUUUUCACUGGAUUUGCACAGAUGGCGGUGUUGAUGAUCAGAACAACUAUGGUUAUGGAAUUAUAUCCUACGGACAGUCGCCGACUAACGGGAUCCAUAUACGUCACCGUGUGGAUGAUGUCGACGGUGAUCCUGGCACCGAUCGCAUACUUUCUACGCCAGCAGUCAUGGCGGAUCCUGCAGUAUACGUUGUUUGGAAUAACGGCCAUGUCCCUCUGCUUCGUGUGGGUAAUCGACGAAUCAUUACGGUGGCUCCAUGUGAAUGGAAAAAGGGCUGACCUUGUGAAAAUACUUAAACGUGCUGCUAGGAAAAACCGGAUUGACCUCACAGCGGUUCUUGAAAGAUUGCACAUGCCAAAUAUGGAAGUGGACGUAAAUGGAGACGUAUCACAGACGUCCUCGGAAAAGCUUCCUGCACAACAGUGUCAGAAAAAUAAUCCCGGAAGUCUUAACAAUACAAAUAACGCUAUGUUCACAUUCAAGGAUGUUAUAUACAACAAACACUUAAUGAUCAACUUUGCCUUGCUGUCUUGGUUGUGGAUGACGGCGACGUCAACGUACUUCAGCCUCUACUUGACGUCAAACACCCUCGCCAGUGACGUAUACCUCAACUUUGUCCUCAACUCGGUGUCCGACUUUCCAUCCGGGUUCCUCUUCUGGCUUCUCUCUGACAGACUCGGCCGGAAGAAAACAUUCACAAUAUUUUACCUGAUGUCCGGAGUUGGUCUUCUGGUUUCCACACUAAUAAAACUAGUUACAGCCAACGCAUCCUGGCACAUCUUGGCCACAGUGUUCGCCUUUGUGGGAAGAGUAUUUAUUGGUGCAACCUUUGUGUCCUUGCUUCUGUUUACCACUGAAGUCUAUCCCACAAACGUGAGGAACAUUGGGCUUGGAAUAAAUUCGACCACGGGGAGGAUAGGAUCUCUACUCGCCCCUUUUACGGCUAUUCUGAUGAAACACAUGACCUGGCUACCCGGGGUGUUAAUGUCCUCCUUCUGCUUCCUGUCCGCCCUCGCUGUAGUCCUCCUGCCAGAGACGAAGGGGACAGAGCUGCCAAACACGAUACAGCAGGUCGAGGACAUGUACAAGAGGAACAGAAACAAGUCCUCAUCCGGCACUGAGCCGAACACGUCUGGUGAAAACGCUUCUAAGCAAACCAAGGAAACGUCUAUAUAAGAUCCCUAUCUGACACCGGUGAAAACGCAUCUAUGUAACCCAAGGGACCUGUAUGGAAGAUCCUGACUUGGAUGCGUCUUUGCAAACCGUGGGGACAUUACUCCUCCGACACUAAGCGGAUACGCGAAACCAUGGGGACAUUACUCCUCCGACACUAAGCGGAUACGCGAAACCAUGGGGACAUUACUCCUCCGACACUAAGCGGAUACGCGAAACCAUGGGGACAUUACUCCUCCGUCACUAAGCAGGAUACGCGAAUCCAUUGGGACAACUGCAGAUGCAGGGGCAAUUAGUAAUGCUCACUUUAGCCUACAAGAGAAGGGCUACAAGAGAGGGCCUACAAGAGAGAGGCUACAUUAUAUGUGUAUAUAAACAUGUGAAUAUGAACAAUAACUUAUAACAGUGAACACAAUAAAUAUGUCAUGAAUGAAACAGUCAUACAUCCGCAGA
Molecule: messenger RNA, 3193 nt
Organism: Haliotis rubra (blacklip abalone)
Lineage: Eukaryota; Metazoa; Mollusca; Gastropoda; Lepetellida; Haliotidae
Product: solute carrier family 22 member 6-A-like
Exons: 11
Coding region: 1241-2743 (500 amino acids)
Biological process (GO): transmembrane transport
Cellular component (GO): membrane
Molecular function (GO): transmembrane transporter activity
Source: RefSeq, a predicted model, not a curated record